This is a messenger RNA of Oryza sativa Japonica Group (Japanese rice), 4185 nucleotides long. Its product is annotated as ubiquitin C-terminal hydrolase 12. Gene Ontology annotation, molecular function: cysteine-type deubiquitinase activity; protein binding. Gene Ontology annotation, biological process: regulation of protein stability; protein deubiquitination. Lineage: Eukaryota; Viridiplantae; Streptophyta; Magnoliopsida; Poales; Poaceae. Gene Ontology annotation, cellular component: nucleus; cytosol. The record is from RefSeq and is a predicted model, not a curated record.
AAAUCCCCAAACCACCCCCAACCUUCCAAAACUCCCAAACUCCUCCAUUCCUCGUCGCACUCCCCCCUCCCUUCUCCUCCGCCCCCGACUCGCUGCUUCCACCUCCACCCGCUGCUCUCCUCUCCGCCGCCGCCGCCGCCGCCGCCGCCGCGGAGGCCGUACGCCACCGCUCUCACCGACGCCGACGACCUGCAGGCGCCCCUCUCCAUGACUAUGAUGACGCCUCCCCCGCUCGAGCCGGAGGAGGACGAGAUGCUCGUGCCUCACCAGGAGCUCGUCGCUGCUGACGCCGCCCAGCCCAUGGAAGUGGUUGCGCAAACGGAGGCAGCUAGCACGGCGGAGAGCCAGCCAGCUGAGGACCCGCAGACGUCGCGGUUCACGUGGACGAUCGAGAACUUCACCCGGAUCAAUGCGAAGAAGCACUACUCGGAUGCGUUUGUCGUUGGCGGGUACAAAUGGCGUGUGCUCAUUUUCCCUAAGGGGAACAACGUGGACCAUUUCUCCAUGUACUUGGAUGUUGCCGACUCUGCUAACCUCCCAUAUGGUUGGAGCCGAUAUGCUCAGUUUAGCUUGGCCGUUGUCAACCAGAUCCAACAGAAGUAUACGAUACGCAAAGAUACUCAGCAUCAAUUUAAUGCACGUGAGAGUGAUUGGGGUUUCACAUCUUUUAUGCCUUUGAGUGAGCUCUAUGAUCCAAGUAGAGGAUACCUUGUCGAUGAUACUGUUGUUGUGGAGGCUGAGGUUGCUGUCCGCAAAAUGGUUGAUUAUUGGACAUAUGAUUCAAAAAAAGAAACAGGUUACGUUGGCCUGAAGAACCAAGGAGCUACCUGUUACAUGAACUCUCUACUACAGACACUAUACCAUAUACCAUACUUCAGGAAGGCUGUGUAUCAUAUGCCAACCACCGAAAAUGAUAUGCCAUCUGGGAGUAUUCCGUUGGCAUUGCAGAGCCUUUUCUACAAGCUCCAGUAUAGUGACAAUAGUGUAGCCACCAAAGAGCUGACCAAAUCUUUUGGAUGGGACACAUAUGAUUCCUUCAUGCAACAUGAUGUACAAGAGCUCAACAGAGUUCUCUGUGAGAAACUUGAAGAUAAGAUGAAGAGAACUGUCGUAGAGGGAACGAUUGAAAAGUUAUUCGAAGGUCACCACAUCAAUUAUAUAGAGUGUAUAAAUGUUGACUAUAAAUCCAACAGGAAGGAGUCCUUUUAUGACCUUCAACUUGAUGUUAAAGGUUGUCGUGAUGUGUAUGCAUCGUUUGAUAAAUAUGUUGAAGUUGAGCGCCUCGAAGGUGAUAAUAAGUAUCAUGCAGAGAAUCAUGGUUUACAGGAUGCGAAAAAGGGUGUUCUGUUCCUUGAUUUCCCCCCAGUUUUGCAACUUCAACUGAAGCGUUUUGAGUACGACUAUAUGAGAGAUACCAUGGUUAAGAUUAAUGACCGCUAUGAAUUCCCUUUGCAACUUGAUUUGGAUAGAGAUGAUGGAAAAUAUCUUGCUCCAGAUGCAGAUAGAAGUAUAAGAAACCUUUAUGCUCUUCACAGUGUUCUUGUUCAUAGUGGAGGAGUACAUGGCGGUCACUACUAUGCCUUCAUUCGACCAACGCUAUCAGAUCAAUGGUAUAAAUUUGAUGAUGAGCGUGUAACUAAAGAAGAUACUAAGAAGGCCCUUGAAGAGCAAUACGGGGGUGAGGAAGAGUUGCCUCAAAUAAAUCCUGGUUUCAACAACGCUCCAUUUAAAUUCACAAAGUAUUCAAAUGCCUACAUGCUUGUCUACAUCCGUGAGAGUGAUAAGGACAAAAUAAUGUGUAAUGUUGAUGAGAAGGACAUUGCUGAGCAUUUAAGGGUAAGGUUGAAGAAAGAACAAGAAGAGAAAGAACACAAAAAGAAAGAGAAGGCUGAAGCUCAUCUUUAUACCAUCAUAAAGGUGGCUCGAGAUGAGAAUUUGAAGGAGCAAAUUGGCAAGGAUAUAUAUUUUGACCUGGUGGACCAUGAAAAAGUUCGUAGCUUCCGAAUUCAGAAGCAGUUACUGUUUACCACUUUCAAGGAGGAAGUUGCAAAGGAGUAUGGCAUCCCUGUACAAUUUCAGCGCUUCUGGUUGUGGGCUAAGAGGCAGAACCACACAUACAGGCCUAAUCGUCCAUUGAGUCCUCAUGAAGAAACACAAUCUGUGGGACAACUGAGGGAGGUAUCGAAUAAGGCACACAAUGCUGAGCUGAAGUUGUUUUUGGAAGUAGAACUUGGCCCGGAUUUGCGGCCUCUCCCUCCACCUGAGAAGAGCAAGGAAGAUAUUCUUCUGUUCUUCAAACUCUAUAAUCCCGAAAAGGAAGAACUCUGUUUUGUGGGGAGGCUCUUCGUAAAGGCCUUGGGAAAACCCUCAGAAAUCUUGACCAAACUAAAUGAAAUGGCUGGAUUUGUGCCAAAUGAAGAAAUUGAGCUCUACGAGGAAAUUAAAUUUGAGCCAAAUGUGAUGUGUGAACAUAUUGACAAAAAAGCCACUUUCCGUGCUAGUCAGCUUGAAGAUGGGGACAUCAUCUGUUUCCAAAAAUCACCUAUACCUGAUAGUGACACUCAAAUGCGUUAUCCAGAUGUCCCUUCGUAUCUGGAGUAUGUUCAUAAUAGGCAGGUUGUGCACUUUCGGUUAUUGGAGAAACCAAAGGAUGAUGACUUUUCUUUGGAAUUGUCAAAACUUCAUACCUAUGAUGAUGUUGUUGAGAGAGUUGCCCGUCAGCUUGGUGUGGAUGAUCCAGCGAAAAUUCGUCUAACAUCCCAUAACUGCUAUUCGCAGCAGCCUAAACCGCAACCUAUCAGAUAUCGGGGAGUGGAGCAUCUUUUGGACAUGCUCAUUCAUUAUAAUCAGACAUCAGACAUAUUGUAUUAUGAGGUGUUGGAUAUUCCACUGCCAGAAUUGCAGGGCCUGAAAACCCUGAAAGUUGCAUUCCACCAUGCUACAAAGGAUGAGGUUGUGAUUCACAGUAUCAGGCUUCCAAAGAAUAGCACCAUUGCAGACGUGAUUAAUGAUUUGAAAACAAAGGUUGAACUAUCCAGUCCCAGUGCUGAAUUGCGCUUGUUAGAGGUCUUUUACCACAAGAUAUAUAAGAUUUUUCCACUCCAUGAGAAGAUAGAGAAUAUUAAUGAUCAGUACUGGACACUACGUGCUGAGGAGAUUCCAGAGGAGGAGAAAAAUCUCGGUCCAAAUGAUCGGUUAAUUCAUGUUUAUCACUUCAUGAAAGACCCUCUUCAGAAUCAGCAGAUUCAGAACUUUGGAGAUCCUUUUUAUCUUGCUAUCCGUGAAGGUGAGACUUUAGCAGAAGUAAAGGAGCGCAUACAGAAAAAACUCCAAGUCCCUGAUGAGGAAUUCUGCAAGUGGAAAUUCGCUUUCAUAUCCAUGAACCGGCCAGAUUACCUCCAAGAUUCAGAUGUUGUAUCUGCCCGUUUCCAGAGGAGAGAUGUCUAUGGAGCCUGGGAGCAGUAUCUUGGUUUGGAGCAUGCUGAUACUGCACCAAAAAGGGCCUACACAGCCAAUCAGAACCGUCACACCUAUGAGAAGCCAGUGAGAAUUUACAAUUGAAAUCACUUCUGACUGUGCUGGCCCCUUGGUGGUGUCAAAUCUGAAAGCAGCAACAGAGAGAUGUAGUAUGGAGAAGUUAAACUCGAACAGGGAAAAGCAGCAACAAGUUUUGGCCAUUUGGGUGCCGUGGCCUCUAUUCCUUUCUACCGGUGCUGUUUGGAUGCAGAAGUGCACUUGAUUUCAUUGUUCAUGAUGACAAAUUUUUCAUGAUUUUCCACCAUGCUUUGGGGCAAUGGUGCGUGCUAUUGAAUUUCCUUAAGUUGGGUGUGAAUGCCCCCUUAGGGUAGAUGUUGCUUCAUUUUUAGAGCAAAGUUUCGGUACAUAAGAUUUUGGUAGGGGGGCAUAUGUAUACAGGGUAUAGUUCUGACUCAUAUCGACUUCUUGUCUUUGUGUGGAUGUAACAAUGGAAAACAUCAUACCAAUCUUGCUGUAUGGCUCAAUUUUAUCUUCCUUUCGCAGAAAAAAUUAACCAGAAUUACUGCCGCAGUUAGUGCGGCGCUGGGUUCCGUGAUAGUAAUAGCUGAUGUAAGCGUGGAUAUGAUGUAAUUCACCAGAAAUAUGAAAUAUCCCGAUUUCCUUCGAGAAACAAAUAUGAAAUAUCAUUGAAAUGUGGUACUUCUUUUU